Ipomoea triloba (trilobed morning glory) is the source of this 978-nucleotide messenger RNA. Its product is annotated as pathogen-related protein-like. The transcript is spliced from 4 exons. The record is from RefSeq and is a predicted model, not a curated record. Bases 37 to 747 code for a protein of 236 amino acids. Lineage: Eukaryota; Viridiplantae; Streptophyta; Magnoliopsida; Solanales; Convolvulaceae.
UAAGGAAACAUCUAUCUGUAAAGAAAUAAUAAGAAAAUGGCUUCCUCCGCAGUUGUGGGUGACAAGUAUAGAGACUACCUAAGUGAAGAAGAUAUGAAGAACACCACAUGGAGGUUUGGUCCUCCCAACUAUGACGACGUCAACAAAGUCUUUGAAGAAGGGAGAACUCAUGUAUGGCCUGAAGGGUCAUUGGAGGAGAGAGUGCAGAGGUUACUGAAGACUUGGGAAAUGGAAUUAGUCCACAAGGCUAACCCUGACGAGUGCAAUACUCUAGACCCUAAGAAAUUCAGACUUCAUGUCAAUGGGAAUAAAGGGUUGAGCUUGGAAGAAAUUGCAGCUCGUGGAGGAGGUUACAAUGUGUUUUUGCAGACAUCGUUGCCGGAGAAAUAUAGGAUUUAUAAUCCCGACGUUGAAACAACAAAUUCAUCUAAACUCGUGUUCCAAACAGCGUUUCGACGCGGAUUUGCCAUUGAAGUCCUGCAAGUUUAUUCAGGACCACCAAAGAUUGUGUACAGCUUCAGACACUGGGGUUACGUGGAGGGUCCUUUCAAAGGCUAUGCCCCUACUGGUGAAAUUGCUCAAUUUUACGGAAUGGGCAUUUUUGAGAUUGAUGAAGAAUCUAACAAGAUCGUCAAGGUGGAGUUGUUCUUUGAUGGCGGAGAAUUGCUUGGAGGACUAAUCAAGGGUGGCUCCUCCGAUGAAUUAGCUACAAGUGAAACAUCAUGUCCUUUCAUGGCAUCCAAGUAACCUUGACUUAGACACGUGGAACGUAUUAUUGUCACUCUAUGCUACAUUACUAUAUUUAGUAUAAUAGAAAGAACUAUGUCGUUUUUAGAAAAAAUUAUAAAUAAAUUUCUUAUGGUGUUCUAGAAAUUUUAAUUUUUAUAAUGUUGAUUGUGAGUUAAUUAUCAGAAGGAUUUGCUUUGUUGUAAAAUAUAGUAUGAAUAAUGGAUUCAAAGUGUAGACUUCUUUAUUAAA